Molecule: messenger RNA, 813 nt
Organism: Vanessa atalanta (red admiral)
Lineage: Eukaryota; Metazoa; Arthropoda; Insecta; Lepidoptera; Nymphalidae
Exons: 7
Coding region: 16-738 (240 amino acids)
Cellular component (GO): chitin-based extracellular matrix
Molecular function (GO): structural constituent of chitin-based larval cuticle
Source: RefSeq, a predicted model, not a curated record
UGUUUUGAAUAAACGAUGCAAGUUUUCUUUGACAGCGACGUAAUGUUCAAAUUAAUAUUUUGCCUAUUCACUUAUUUCAUACUACAUUGCCUUGUAAAACACUGUGAUUGCGAAAUUUAUACUUACGAAGACUUGGAAUUAAGAAGAAUAUUUCCAAGUGAAUUUCCUCAAGACACUGUAAGGAAAAGUGGCGUUUUGGAACCAGAACACUUAGGACGCUACUUUGAGUUGAGACGCUACUUUAAAUAUCCAAAGUCAAAACUAAAUAGUCACUUUGAAGAAUUAAAUUGUUAUAAUGAAAACGGAGUUAAAGUAUGUAAGGUAGAUGUAAGCCAGUAUUCGCCAGACGAGGAGCAUUACAUGUCAUCAGAUGCAACGAACCACGUGGAUAGGCGUAGAUUCGUUGUCCUCGCUCUCGUAGCUGCCGUGGCUGCUGCUCCUCAAAAUCCCCAAGAUGUUCAAAUUGUUCGUUAUGAUACUAGCAAUGGGGGCCUCGACGGUUACAAUUUCGCUUGGGAAUUAUCCGAUGGAAGUAAGCACGAAGAAGUGGGACAAUUGAAGAACCAAGGAACCGAAAAUGAGGCAAUUGCAGUCCAAGGAAAAUACUCCUGGGUUGGUCCCGAUGGUGUUCUUUAUACCGUAACCUACAUCGCUGAUGAGAAUGGUUUCCAACCUCAAAUUGAACAAGGUCCAGGCGGCGCUGUACCUUCUGCGGUAGUAGCAUCUCUUCUCGGCUAAAACAUUAAAUUUAUGAUGGGAACAUAAAUGUAACUAGGUCAAUACUCAUGAACUGUAUAUAACAUUUAUAUACUG